CCGUCUGCAUUGCAGCCCGAGCGGCUGCCGGAACAUAACAAUGGCGACUCACAGACCGAACAGCAACUCCAUAAGCUCCAGCAGCAUCGUCGGAGCCACGUCGCAUCAGCUGCACCAACAGACACAAAGCAGCAGCAUGCAAGAGACCAACACCUGCUGGAGAUGUCAAAAUGAAACAGGGUUUCAGAUAAGCCUGUCUGGAGUGACCCAAAGUAAACGUAAAGCUCUGAAGCUGAACUUCGCCAACCCUCCCGUGAAACCCACCUCCAGGCUUCCGCUUCAUCCCACGGCGCCGUCUUUCCAGAACCCUCACAUAGAGCGCCUGCGGACGCACAGCAUCGAGUCAUCGGGGAAGCUGAAGAUCUCGCCGGAGCAGCAUUGCGACUUCACCGCAGAGGAUCUGAGAGACCUCGGCGAGAUCGGUCGUGGAGCUUACGGCGCCGUCAACAAGAUGGUCCAUAAACCAACAGGCCAGAUUAUGGCUGUGAAGAGGAUUCGCUCCACCGUGGAUGAGAAGGAGCAGAAGCAGCUGCUCAUGGAUCUGGACGUGGUGAUGAGGAGCAGUGACUGUCCUUACAUCGUCCAGUUCUACGGCGCCCUCUUCAGAGAGGGCGACUGUUGGAUCUGCAUGGAGCUCAUGUCUACCUCAUUAGACAAAUUCUACAAAUAUGUAUAUUGUUCAUUAGAUGAUGUCAUUCCAGAGGAAAUAUUAGGAAAAAUAACUCUAGCUACCGUUAAAGCACUGAACCACUUAAAAGAAAACUUGAAAAUAAUUCACAGAGACAUCAAACCUUCCAACAUUCUAAUGGACCGACGGGGGAACAUCAAACUGUGUGAUUUUGGUAUCAGCGGGCAGCUGGUCGAUUCGAUAGCCAAGACCCGAGAUGCUGGCUGCAGGCCUUACAUGGCUCCUGAAAGAAUAGACCCCAGCGCUUCCAGACAAGGCUACGAUGUCCGCUCUGAUGUUUGGAGCCUGGGAAUCACUCUGUAUGAGUUGGCCACAGGACGCUUUCCUUACCCCAAGUGGAAUAGUGUUUUUGAUCAGCUGACACAAGUGGUGAAAGGAGAACCUCCUCAGCUCAGCAACUCAGAAGAGAGACAGUUCUCCCCCAAGUUUAUCAACUUUGUUAACCUAUGCCUUACAAAGGAUGAAUCAAAGAGGCCAAAGUACCGGGAGCUUCUGAAACACCCGUUUAUUUUGAUGUACGAGGAACGCUUCGUGGAUGUGGCCAGCUACGUGUGUCGCAUCCUGGAUCAGAUCCCCUCCUCCCCCAUCUCUCCCAUGUACGUCGACUGAUCCCAGGCCAGAUGCGGUGUUUGCCUCCAGUGGGUGGUACACCGAGCGUUUGUCAUCUUGGCUGUCACCUGUUGUUCACGCGUUCCAAAGAAGAAAAGAAAAGUCCAAAUCCCUUGGUGUAACAACAUCCAUCUAAAUAACUCUUCCUUCAUUGUAAGAACCCAAAAUCUCAUCAUCCAUUGACUGGCAGAAAAACUUGAAGCAGCAAUGUUGUCUUAGUAAAAUGCAUCUUUGCUUUUGACGGAAAAAUUAGAUUAAGCAUAUAUGAAAUACUAUACUUGAAACUGAUUCAGAAAAACAGGAAUUACCAAAUGAAAUGUUGUGAAGCUCAUCAUGUAAGAACAAAUGACUUGUACAAUGGAUCCAUAUGUUUUCAUGUACAGAUGAAUGCUGACAGACCUACUGUCUAAAAACACUUCACACAAGUUGUCAGCACCUUUCUCACACGGUAUAUCAAUUAUUAUGCAAAAGUUUUAUUUUUUCCUGGAAAGCCUAUUGGUUAUGUAGUGUGGCUUCCCCCCUCCACCCACCUUCCCCAUUCCUCGUAUGCAGUAUGUAAGAGCUUGUUGGGGCACAUUUUAGAUUCCUCACAUCUCUUUCUGGCCUCAGUUUGUCUUUUCUCAUUUUGUUCAAGUCACGCAAUUAGGCAUGGUGUGUUUAAAAAUAUAUUUUAUAGAUUUAUUAGUUUAAAACUUUUAAUGUUACUUAAAGGAAUUUU
Molecule: messenger RNA, 2015 nt
Organism: Nematolebias whitei (Rio pearlfish)
Lineage: Eukaryota; Metazoa; Chordata; Actinopteri; Cyprinodontiformes; Rivulidae
Gene: map2k4b
Product: mitogen-activated protein kinase kinase 4b
Exons: 13
Coding region: 41-1297 (418 amino acids)
Biological process (GO): MAPK cascade; protein phosphorylation
Molecular function (GO): ATP binding; JUN kinase kinase activity
Source: RefSeq, a predicted model, not a curated record